This is a messenger RNA of Trypanosoma theileri, 369 nucleotides long. RefSeq lists its product as uncharacterized. The coding region runs from base 1 to 369 and encodes 122 amino acids. The record is from RefSeq and is a predicted model, not a curated record. The transcript has a single exon. NCBI's taxonomy places the organism in Eukaryota, Euglenozoa, Kinetoplastea, Trypanosomatida, Trypanosomatidae.
AUGACCGAUAACAACGUAAAUGCUUUUGUUGGGAAGUACGUGCUUACCCGUAUGAACGGCAAGGAGGUUGGAAAGAGUGAAGGGAAUGCCCCAACACUGCAGUUUGAAAGCGAGGGAGACAAGUUGCGUGUAUCGGCAAAGGUGGCGAACUCGAUGAACGGGGUUCUGAGUUACAAAGACGGGAAACUAACUGGAAUGCUUAUGUCAACGAUGAUGAUGGGACCCCCUUUUGAAAUGGAUGUGGAACGUGCCUUUGGUCAGGGCUUUGAGGGCGGAAUGCAUGUGAAACGUGAAGGUGGUACAUUAACGCUCUCCCACGGCAAUGACACUCUGGAGUUCACAGUGGACAAGAGUGCACUUGUGCGCUAG